GUCAGUGUAUCACAGUCUGAGUUAGCAUCUUUGAUAAGCACAGCAGAAAACUUAAAAAUCAAAGGUCUAGCUGAACCUGAUAGACCGGUAGAUAAGAGUGUGAAAAGAAUAGCAUCGCCUCCCAGACCGCAGCCUCCACCCCUGCCCCAACAGUCCACCCCAGCAACUCCUGUUGGGGUACCUCAGCAUCUUCAGGUGUCAAAAUACCCCCAGUCUAGUCCUGUUGCCAAACGGAAAAAAUCAGAACAAUUUAAUGUACAGAGUAGUUAUGUUGGUGUGAGAGAGAACCAGGAGGAGGUUGUGACUGUUGAAGCUGGUAAUGGGGAAAACUUGAGUCUCCGUGGUGAAAAUCUUAGUCUCCGUGGUGAAAAUUUAAGUAUUCGUGAUCACCCGGCUCCCCAGGUGGUGUUAGUUCCCUCACAUGAACCUCCACACCAACCAGACAUUACAUCCCACACACCCCAGCCUUAUGCUAGUCACCACGGUCCCAUCGCAGCCUCCGAGGGUGUUUUAUACUCGGUCUCAGGGACGGCAAUCUACGCGGGCACAGCUCAAGUCAGCUCAUCCAGUCGAGGGGAGCAAAUAACCCGUGAAGUAUAUCCACAAGCAGAUCAAUACCACAGUAGUGACGAAGGGACACUACCGGGACCCUCAGGUGUACAAACUCAACCCCACGCAGAAACUUCUAUG
Messenger RNA from Homarus americanus (American lobster), 690 nucleotides. Its product is annotated as zinc finger protein 768-like. Lineage: Eukaryota; Metazoa; Arthropoda; Malacostraca; Decapoda; Nephropidae. Gene Ontology annotation, molecular function: RNA polymerase II cis-regulatory region sequence-specific DNA binding; DNA-binding transcription factor activity. The record is from RefSeq and is a predicted model, not a curated record. Gene Ontology annotation, biological process: regulation of transcription by RNA polymerase II.